AUGGCUCCAGUCCAGGCACCGAAGAGAAAAAAGACAAGGAGGCAGCACCCAGAGUCUUUGACAUCCGAGCACAGGCCAUUGGAGACAGGCGGAACCGGGGAGUCGACAGGGGUACCAAAGGACAUUGCCACUCCCUUCGAGGCUCAGCUGCUCAAGGUCGGGCUUGACCUACGGAUUCAAAAUGAGCAGCUGCAGCAGCAGAUGAGGGAAAUGCAAGUCUGUGUGGCACAGGUGCUCAGGCACGUUGUGUCAUUAAAGCACCAAGAAGAGCAGCCGAGGUUUGGGGAACGGGCGACACCCCAGGAAAUGGCCAGGCCCGAACCACCCGAGCUGUUCCUGAUGCCCAUUUGCGACAUGGAGCAGCUUCGUGCUGCGGAGGCGCGGCUAAAAAACCCCGCCGACAGGACACUGCUGGAGGAGCAGCUCCUGUCUUUAGGAGACGGGAAGACGCUGCAAAAAGUGGUACGAGAGAUUGUGGGGCGCCUGCUCUCGAAACAAGUCCAGGAGCGGUUCUCCCUCCUGGGCUACCGAGGAAAAUCGAGAUUCAAGGACACCACAAUGUGCAAGCUGGUCAUUGGUGCCAUAAAAAGUCGCACUGAAGGGUGCAGCCUGGACGCGAUGGAAAAGCGGCUGAGCCGCUUCCUAUCGGGUGCGUCCGAUAGGGAGGAAGGCAGGGCUAACAGAGUCAAGAAGACUUCCUCGGUGCCUCCAACCAUUUCGGAUGAUGAGGGAACGGCUUCUGCUGAGCAGCCAGCUGCUAUGAUUGAAUCUCAAUAA
This is a messenger RNA of Ixodes scapularis (black-legged tick), 777 nucleotides long. RefSeq lists its product as uncharacterized. The coding region runs from base 1 to 777 and encodes 258 amino acids. The transcript is spliced from 5 exons. The record is from RefSeq and is a predicted model, not a curated record. NCBI's taxonomy places the organism in Eukaryota, Metazoa, Arthropoda, Arachnida, Ixodida, Ixodidae.